This is a messenger RNA of Frieseomelitta varia, 1575 nucleotides long. RefSeq lists its product as uncharacterized. The transcript is spliced from 10 exons. The record is from RefSeq and is a predicted model, not a curated record. Lineage: Eukaryota; Metazoa; Arthropoda; Insecta; Hymenoptera; Apidae. Bases 1 to 1311 code for a protein of 436 amino acids.
AUGGUUAGUACGGAUGAUAUUAUUUCAAUCGAUCAAUCCGUGGCAUCUAUCAAAUACUGUAGGAAUAAGGACAGAUUAGUAACGUCCGAAGAGAAUGAUGAAUAUUUACUUAUUAGCGCCGAGAUCGAUACAACUAUUGUGAUGGAAUGUCGAUUUUGCAACGACAAGGAAGAGAGACAGUCAAAAAUUUGGUACUAUCAAGAUCGAUUCAAAGAGACUUCUGAAAAAGAGAUUGAAUUAGGAAUGGAUAACAAUGUGUCGUUCAAUAGGAUUUACACGACUUCAGAUCUUUCUUUAGUAAUUAAAGAAAUUGCGGUAACAGACGCUGGUAUUUACUUGUGCCAUGGUGAGGAAGGGCAGGAGAUUGAAAAUAAAUUCAAUUAUAGACUUGAACCGAUCUUCAAACAGCACGGAGUCUUGUAUACAGAACAGGGAAACAUUACUGACUGGGAGAAAUAUCGUGAAAUAUAUUUAGCGUCAGUUACCACGCGAUUUGCUGUUUCACAAAUGUUUGAAUUGGCUGAAAUUCGAGAAGUUGGAAUAACUCUUCAUGUUAUUUCUGAAUGGGCACCUUGGAGCCCAUGCGAACAUUGUGUACGUAAUCGGGGAAUCAAGAGGAGUGUUGGAAAUUGUCGAUUAAAACGGCAAAUAAAUAUGACUAUUGCCAACAGAAGCGAUUCAUCUAUAGUUAAGUUUUUCCAAAAAUCUCCUUCGUUACCAUGCAGAGCAAUUUUACUCGAAGAGCAAUUUCCUGCUGUUAGUAGCGCAGUGCGCCAUUUGCCGGAAUUCAUUUUAAAGGAAGUAUGUAAAAAAUGUCCUCGCGUGAAAAAAAUAAAACAUCGCAAGUUUAAAUACAUUAAACGAUUCGUACUGGCAGAAGGAGCUUAUCUUACAGUCGUUUGUCCAGAAUCAACUAUGGAUACCAAAGUGUCAUGGAAAAAGGAUUUAAUUACAUUGGAAAGAGGCGUUCGACAAUCUUUUCGUAAACUGGAUUCAGAAGCUCGUGUGAUAGUAGACGCUUUUGGAACACUUUAUCUGAUAGAUGUUUCCACUCGUGAAGAAGGGAAUUACACGUGCUACAUCAAUAAUGUUAACAUGAUGCAAGUAAAAGUAGUAGUUAUCCAUAAAACUAGGCUGUUAACCCAAGAAUUUUUACGUCAUUUGGGAUAUCUAGGAUUCAUAUUUCUACUUUGUUCAUUUUGCUAUUGUAGUGGUCUGGUUUAUACGUACAAACAAAGAGAUAAAUUUGACACAGUUGUUCCAAAAAAAGAUACAAUUGACAAAGAAGAACAGAUGCCAUUUAUUGAUUAAAGUGACCCAAAAAGUGAUAGAUAAGAAACUGUUGAUAACAAUUGUGCAAACUGUUUACCGAUCGAGUUAAUACUCUUUGAGCAUAAUGAGUUUUCUUGGAGCUUCCUGAACAGACGAUGACCUUAAAGGCCUAGCCGAGUGAAAGGAGGCAGUGGAAGGGACAACUGCAUGGAGUGCCUGUUCAUUUCUCGAAGUUACAGUUUAGUUUCAAAAUGGCUGAGUUUGAUCGUUCUUAUUCUUCUGCGCUGGUUCACGAGUGAGAAA